Fonsecaea multimorphosa CBS 102226 is the source of this 2973-nucleotide messenger RNA. RefSeq lists its product as uncharacterized. The transcript is spliced from 3 exons. Bases 1 to 2973 code for a protein of 990 amino acids. Lineage: Eukaryota; Fungi; Ascomycota; Eurotiomycetes; Chaetothyriales; Herpotrichiellaceae. The record is from RefSeq and is a predicted model, not a curated record. Gene Ontology annotation, cellular component: cytoplasm; autophagosome. Gene Ontology annotation, molecular function: protein serine/threonine kinase activity; ATP binding. Gene Ontology annotation, biological process: autophagy; autophagosome organization; peptidyl-serine phosphorylation.
AUGGCGUCCACAACUCCUCAGUCAUCUACUUCUAGGAGGUCAAAGGAGUCCGAGCGGAUAGGCAGUUUCCAGCGACAUGAAGAGAUUGGUCGAGGCAGCUUCGCAACGGUCUACAAGGCCAUCCAUACGCAAACAAAUUCGGGGAUCCAAAGCAUCGUGGCGAUCAAAUCUGUCAAUAUGUCCAAGUUGAACAAGAAGUUGAAGGACAACCUGACGUCGGAGAUCUCCAUCCUCAAAGGCCUCCAUCAUCCCCAUAUCGUAGCCCUCAUCGACUGCAAGGAAUCGAGUGCUCACAUCCAUUUGGUCAUGGAAUACGUUGCUCUGGGUGACCUUUCCCACUUUAUCAAGAGACGAAAUGAGAUCAAGGACAGUGACUUGGUAGGAAACAUGAUGGUCAAAUAUCCCAACCCUCGAUAUGGUGGUCUUCACGAGGUGGUGGUCCGGCACUUCCUGAAACAACUCGCCAGUGCUUUGCAGUUCUUGCGAGCCAGAAACCUCAUUCAUCGAGAUGUCAAACCCCAGAAUCUGUUGCUGAACCCGUCCCCCGACUACUUUGAGAAACACAAGCCGCACCCUAUGCCUUAUAAAGUCGGCGAUGACUCACUGAACCCAGUCACUGGCAUCAGGUCGUUGCCUAUGCUGAAGAUUGCAGAUUUUGGGUUUGCUCGAUCUUUGCCCUCGACUGCCCUCGCCGAGACACUGUGUGGUUCGCCGCUCUACAUGGCUCCAGAGAUCUUACGAUACGAGAAAUACGGGGCAAAGGCCGAUCUUUGGUCUGUGGGAACCGUGCUUUUCGAGAUGAUGACGGCCCGACCUCCUUUCCGGGCCUCCAAUCAUGUCGAAUUGCUCCGAAAGAUCGAAAAGAGCGAGGACAAGAUCAAGUUUGGGGAGGAAUAUAUAAUCACUGAGGAGAUGAAGAAGCUCAUACGGUUACUCCUUAAGAGAGACCCCGAAGAGAGACUUUCAUUUCCCGAUUUUUUCAGCAACGAGGUCGUGGCAGGUCCCAUUCCUGGAUUACAUCCAGAGGAUAUGCCCCAAGAACCCGUCGAUCCCCAAACAGACCGUCGACGCAAUAGUCGAACGGAUCCUGAAGGGCUGGUCCGUCCAAGCUCUCGAAAAGAACCGGAAAGCCCUUACAUCGAUUCUUCAAAGACCGCAUCGGACGAAAAUAUACCACGGCGAUACAGUCGGCGGUUAUCAGGCACAAAGGAUCAAAUUAUUACGCAAAGAAUCACAAACGAAGAGCUCCAAGCUACUUUGGCGUCCCCCACCAGCCCACCCGAUUGCCGUCCUGCCCUUCAUCCUCACGCCACCGCGCCGGCAAGGCAAGAGCUGGUACUGCGUCCUUCAUCGGCUCCCAUGACCCGUCAGACAAGCACAGGCUCGCAUAAAUUACCGCCUUCGUCAUUGCGUGGCCAAGUCUACGAUGAAGACCAGGAAGCCACCCUGCGCAAGGAACAGGAGGAAAAGGAGCGGGAGCGGGUUGCGCAGGAUAUCGCUUUCGAGCGAGACUACGUACUGGUGGAGAAGAAGGCAGUGGAGGUCAACGCAUUGGCUGAUGAGCUCGAAGCCAAUCCACGACUGAACAGAAAUUCUCUCCAGACUGCCAUGUCCCCCAAAUCAGGUGCCAUGGUCCGCCGAGCCACGACGCAGGGCGCACCUGGCUCGGCAACCGGCGCUCAGACGAGUGCUUCUCGAGCUGUCCAGAUUGCCUCUGGACGCCGACCUGAGUCGCUUCACCAACGACAGAACUCCUACGAACGACGGUAUGGCCCCAGCCCCAGCUCGGCAACUUCGGCGAUAUCAAAGGCCCUCAACAUGGCAAGCGGCAGACUAUUUGGAGUUGGAUUUUCUCCUCCGGUCAACCUGAUCCGUGGCGGCAAAUCUCCUCCAAUUACCUACAGCCCGUUUCCUACCUAUCCUGGAGCACAGAGCAGCUUGGUCAUGAUCGGUGAUUCUAAGGGAACACCAGCCGCCGACGAAGACACGAAAUUCGUCCAGAAUGUGGAGGAAAUUGCCACCAGGAGCGACGUCGUGUAUGGAUUCGCAGAAGUCAAGUAUAAGCAAUUGAUUCCUGCCGGCCCAUCGCACCCCGGGCUCGGUUUGCGCAAUGCGUCUGGCGAUAAUGUUACCGGCGGUCCAUUUGGGGCCUCCAACGAAGACCUCACUAUCGAAGCAGUCGUGGUCGUGGCGGAGGAGGCUUUGGUGCUCUACGUCAAAGCGCUGGCUCUGCUCGCCAAAGGCAUGGACAUUGCGGCACGUUGGUGGGCGCGCAAGAAUCGGGCUGAGGCUACUGGCGAUAAUACCAAUUAUCGGUCCAGCGCGAACUCGGCUGCCACAGGGCAAAGGAUGAACAACGUCGUGCAAUGGAUUCGGAAUCGCUUCAACGAAGUUCUCGAAAAGGCAGAUCUGGUCCGACUGAAACUCAUCGACAGCCAGCGACGUCUGCCUGAAGAUCAUCCCAGUCAUCCAAACAAUUAUUCGUCCACAACUGCGUCGAGCGCCGGCUUAGGGACCUCUGCAGACCAAGUGGUUGUAAGCUCUGGUAUUACCGCUGAGAAGCUCAUGUAUGACCGAGCCUUGGAAAUGAGUCGAGCGGCCGCCAUCAAUGAAUUGACCAAUGAAGACUUGGCUGGAUGCGAGAUCUCGUAUGUGACAGCAAUCCGGAUGUUGGAAGCUGUCCUGGAGAACGAUGAGGACGGCUUAUCCAAGAACGGCAGUGGCACUAGCGAUCAAGAUGAGAAAGAGGAUCUGGCUCCGAUCAAUGGAUUGGAGGCUGAAGACAGAAGGACUGUGAAGAACUUGGUGGCCAGCAUUCGUCAACGGCUGACCGUCAUACGGAGAAAGCUUCAAGUCAUUCAGAAGCGUGCAUCGGCACCAGCCAUCGCAUCUCCAACCCGAGCAUCUCCUCCUAUUCCGCACCGCGGUAGCCAACCCAAUCCGGGCGCCGCAGCUACACCUCCACGAUCAUGA